ACUCUUUGAUGAUGGGUUUGUUAAUUUUCUAAAAAAAAAAAAAAAAAAAAAGGAGAAGAAGAAAAAGAAGCAUCUGCCACUAUACUGCAAAAGCAUUAUAUGUCAAUUUUUUCAUUCUGCAUACUUUUUUAAAUACCACCUAAUCUAUGUGUCAUAAUAAUCUUACUGACUGAACACCCCCCCCUCCACUAACUAAAUAAAAUACACACUCAAAAUGUAUUUAAAAAGAAACAAAGAAAAAUGUGUGCUAAACAGGAAGGAGGGUAGGUUUGGUUUAUUCUCAGAAGUAAUUCUACAGUUUGCCAGCAGAGGGCGUGGGUUGUUUAUAGCAGCUCGCUGCUGAGCAUGCUCUGACCGGCUGUGAUGCAGAGGAGAGGGUGCUUCUUUAUCUUCUAAUCUCCGGUAAUUUCCGGAGGUCGGUGGGCGGUGCUGAGACCCCUGAAGAUACACAGAGAGCCUAUGGAUGCUGCUGACCAAAGGAUAUGAUAGGUCAGUCAGGAUGCCUUUGCAUAAGGGUGUCAUAUUUUUUGUUUUUGUUGGUGACAUGCCGUUAUAGAGUAGGAUAACUUGGAGGAGGAGAGAGCGUCAGGAAAACAGCGCUUCUUUGUUUGCUAAAACUAGGUGAAUGCAGUAACAGACAACAAUAGACAAGUUAUUCUCCGGAAAAAGGGCAGGAGUUGCUUCUUUUGCUGUCAGACUGUGGUUGUGGGCUGAGAUUUUUGCUCUUUAAGGGAUUUUAUUCAAACAUAUGCCGCAGAUACAUAAAGUCAUCUCUAGGCCGGUGAGAUAAAGAGACAAAGCUGCUGAGGCAGGAAUAUGCGCAGACAACAUCCAGAUCUGCUUAUGAGUGUUUACGCGCUGAUCACCGGGACUGACAACGGCAGAGGUGAUGCAAUUUGGGGAAAUCUGUCAAAACUGAUUUAAAACAGAGGCCCUACUUAGCGAAUCUGAGUGUUUACAAGGCGGACAUCCGGCCGGAAGACACAGACAGACUCUGUAAGCAGGCAACGACGUGUUUCUGCCGGUAGAUGCUCAUUUCUCUCACUCUCUUCCUGUGGAGGCUCUACCGACAUUUCUCCAUCAUGUUCAGCUCAGACAGACUCACAGUCCCGGAGUAUGUCAGCAGGCUGCAGAGGGGCAGGAGCGGCUCAGGACCAGACCCCAAAGCUGUCUCUCCGGGCAUCAGUGCGGACGUACAGGCGGUGUUGGACAGCUCCCUCCCCGCCCUUCGCUGCGCCAUCAGGAGGCUUAAGUCAGCCAAAGAAACCUCAGACUCAGACGAGACACGCAGGGCCAUCGCGGAGAUUUACCAGCUGGUGGAGGAGGCCUGGGUCCUGCCCACUGUAGGCCGUCAGGUGGCCGAAGAGAUCUGUAACAGGAUCAGGCUGGAUGGAGGCCUGGAGCUGCUGCUGCAGCUGCAACAGACACCUGCUGUAGAGAUCACCUAUGAGUCUGCAAAACUGCUGGAGCAAAUCCUCAUCUCAGAGAACAGAGAUUACAUAGCACGCCUGGGUCUUGGGGUCAUUCUCAACCUGACUCGACAGCAAGAAGAUGCUCAACUGGCCCGCAGUGUUUCAGGGAUCCUGGAGCACAUGUUCAAACACACUGAGGAGACAUCUAUCCACUUAAUCUCUAAUGGGGCCCUGGACGCUCUCCUCUUCUGGUGCAGAGGUACAGACCCCACAGUUCUCCGUCACUGUGCUGUGGCUCUAGCAAACUGUGCCUUAUACGGCGGCCACCGCAGCCAGAGAUUGAUGAUCGAGAAACAGGCAGCUGAGUGGCUUUUCCCAUUGGCUUUUUCCAAAGAGGAUGAACUUAUUCGCUUCCAUGCAUGUCUGGCUGUGACUGUGUUGGCUGCUAAUAAAGAAAUCGAAAAGGAGGUGGUGAAGUCUGGAACCUUGGAGCUGGUGGAGCCGUUCAUCGCAUCUUUGGAUCCGGAUGACUUUGCCCGCAGUUUACUGGAUAGUGCAGAUGGCAUGCAGGGUAGGACGGCGUCUGAUCUGCAGCAUCUUCUGCCUUUACUGGAUGGCACAAGAUUGGAGGGAAAGUGUAUUGCUGCCUUUUAUCUUUGCGUUGAGACCAGCAUCAAGUCUCGUCAGCGCAACACAAAGAUAUUUCAAGAGAUCGGCGCAGUGCAGAGUCUAAAGAGAAUUGUCAUGUACUCAAGCAAUGGCACAGCCUGUUCCCUUGCGAAGCGGGCAUUGAGUAUGAUGGGAGAGGAAGUGCCGAAACGUAUCCUGUCGAGUGUGCCCAACUGGAAAUCCUGUGAGGUCCAGACUUGGUUGCAGCAGGUUGGCUUUAGUGCCUAUUGUGACCGCUUCCAGGAGCUCCAGGUGGAUGGAGACCUCCUGCUGAACAUCACAGAGCAGGAUCUGACCUCUGACCUUGGCAUGACUAUAGGCCUUACUCGCAAAAGGUUUUUGAGAGACUUGCGUGUGCUGAAAACUUAUGCCAACUACUCCACCUGUGACCAAAACAACAUGGCUGACUGGUUAGCUGAUGUAGAACCUCGCUUCCGUCAGUACACCUAUGGACUUGUCCAGUCAGGAGUGGAUCGAAACAAUGUUCAACACUUGACUGACCAGCAGCUUCAGCAAGACUGCCAUAUUGAAAAUGGAGUCCACAGAGCUAAGAUCCUGUCCUUUAGUCGCAAACCAUUAAAGCCAUGUCACACUGACGCCCGGCCUGCAGGGCCUGAUGUUUUCAUCAGCUACCGCCGAACUACUGGAUCCCAGCUGGCGAGUCUUCUGAAGGUGCACCUGCAGGUUCGAGGAUACAGCGUCUUCAUUGAUGUGGAAAAACUGGAGGCUGGUAAAUUUGAGGACAAACUGAUCCAGAGUGUACAGAGGGCAAAAAACUUUAUCCUGGUCCUGUCUGCCAAUGCCCUUGACAAGUGCAUGGGUGAUACUGCCAUGAAGGACUGGGUGCAUAAGGAGAUAGUAACAGCCCUGGCUGGGAAGAAGAACAUAGUGCCUGUCACAGACAAUUUCAUGUGGCCAGACCCCAUGUCCCUGCCAGAGGACAUGAGAGCAAUUCUCAAUUUCAAUGGCAUCAAGUGGUCCCAUGAAUAUCAGGAGGCCACUAUUGAGAAGAUCCUACGCUUUCUGAAAGGACAACAAGACCAAAUGGACAGCACAGAUGCCUCCAAAGUACAGAAAAAGAAAUAAAGUGACAGAUUCCAGGUUUGAACAACUUUCAAGGAUGCCAAAUUUCAACAUCUCCAACUGUGAGCUGGCAGGCAGCUUAUUACUCUGCUCUGCCUGCAUGUGAAUUCAACGACAUGCUCACACACUAAAACCUGAUAUACUGUAGAACGACUCAUUUCAGAUUGUAUAUAACAAACGUGCGCCUUUAAUGAGAGCACCCUCACACUGCUGUGUACAUGUAACCAGGUGCAGUAUAUGCCUUUUGUCUCAGGAAUAUAACUGUGAUAGAUCAGCCUUCAUUGGCACCCAGCAAUUCAUUAUAGCAAUUUUUAAAGCAUUCACUAACCCAUCUGUCAAGAUAUAAACUAUACACGAUCAUUUUUAUUUACCUUGCAUUAUGUACAUUAUUAAGACCAAAGCAGGUCUCUGAGUUUACUGACAUGUUUUUUUGUUAGUGUGUUACAACUGUGAUCAAAAAGAAACCUUUCCCAGCAGAUGUUUGUAUUUGUUUUUGGUGUUAGAGUCAAUAGUGGACGUAAUCUGAAGAUGGAUGCAUGACUAGUACAGACAGCAAUGAGCUUUAACUCAAGUUAAACUGCAACACAAGUUAACUAAAUAAAAGUACAUGGAUGUAUAGGCAAGAAUCAUUCCACUUUGGUGUUAAACAUUCUCCCCCGCUGUAAAAAUGGGUGAGAUAUCAGUUUAAUUUAAUUGACAUGCAGGAAAUGGACUGUUACCUCCUUUAAAUUAGGAUUUAAUGACACUGGAAUUUUAAACUCCGAUAUAAUACUAGUAAAACUCAAAAAUACAUCACUAGGCAGGACAUAUUGGAUAAUUACUUGUCUAAAUUGCCACAAACUGCAGGCAAACUCUUGCACACUGUCUAAGUUGUAUCAAAAACACUAGGCACAUUUUCUUACUAGGACAGUAGUAAUGUUUCAGUCAGGAACACUUUUGCCAUACAUUUGACCAUUUUAUUGCAACAUGGAUAUACAGUUUUACUCGGUGGAGAAGGGUCUGCUCAGAAGAUGCUCCCUGGGUUGGUCAAACAGCAUGCUUUGACUUUCCAGGGAGUACAUGACUAGAAACCCUCAUGGAUAGAGACAUUUAUGAUAAUACAUACUGAAUACAAUAAAAUUAGUCAAAAGCAAUUAAUACAUGGUAGAAUGAAUCUGAAUAUGAGGGUGCAACAAGUUUUUUACUGUAAAGGAGGAGGCUGGGAUGGAGGAGGAUAAGC
Messenger RNA from Cheilinus undulatus (humphead wrasse), 4383 nucleotides. It is a transcript of the gene sarm1, whose product is annotated as sterile alpha and TIR motif containing 1. The transcript is spliced from 8 exons. Gene Ontology annotation, molecular function: signaling adaptor activity; protein binding; NAD+ nucleosidase activity. Gene Ontology annotation, biological process: negative regulation of MyD88-independent toll-like receptor signaling pathway; signal transduction; response to axon injury. NCBI's taxonomy places the organism in Eukaryota, Metazoa, Chordata, Actinopteri, Labriformes, Labridae. The record is from RefSeq and is a predicted model, not a curated record. Bases 1029 to 3167 code for a protein of 712 amino acids. Gene Ontology annotation, cellular component: dendrite.